Molecule: messenger RNA, 1395 nt
Organism: Danaus chrysippus (African queen)
Lineage: Eukaryota; Metazoa; Arthropoda; Insecta; Lepidoptera; Nymphalidae
Source: the annotation of a GenBank genome assembly
AUGGACGUAAUUGUUGUGGGUUGUGGUGCGUCAGGGAUAGCUGCUUUGAGGAAACUACAUGAUAAUGGUUUGAGAGCCAUCGGUUUGGAAGCAGCUGAUAGAAUUGGCGGUAGAAUUCUAUCCAUCCCAUUUGGAAAUAAAUAUUUAGAUUUGGGUGCUGCCUGGUGUCAUGGCGAAAAGGAUAAUAAAGUUUUCGAAAUGGCAAAUAAGUUGGACCUCCUUGGUAGGUCGCAGCCGGAUAACAAAUGGUUUUUAUUAUCUAACGGGGACCCUGUACCUGAUGAAAACAGUGUAGGAAUUCUUCAAGCACUGAAUGACGAACUAUCGAAGGCCAAUAAAAGUAAUACACUAUCGAUAUCCGAAUGCAUCCGAAAAGCGGCGAAAACGAACUCAGUACUGAAAAAAGACCCAAGCUUGACGCAGAGUUUCGUAGAAUGGUUUGAAAGAGACAAACAAGUAGGUGGUCAGGUUGACCCUAAAAAAGGGAAAUCCUUAAAGGGUCUAGAUGAAAUGCGAGUAUGCGAAGGCGACUUCAUGCUUCAUUGGAAAGGAAGAGGAUUCAAAACUAUCCUCGAUAUUUUGCUGAAUAAAUAUCCGGAUGCAUCCAAAGAACUACCGAUACAAAUCCAUCUGAACAAAGAAGUCGAAAUUAUAAAAUGGAAGACAAACAAACCGGAAAUUGAUUCUGGCAAACCUUUGGUGCAAAUCAAAUGCAAAGAUGGCAGCUUGUACGCCGCUAAAAGUGUCAUUGUCACUUUAUCGGUUGGCGUUUUGAAAGAGCGACACGACAUAUUAUUUAAUCCGCCAUUACCUAAAGAGAAAAUCAACGCGAUAAACAAUCUACAGUUAUGUGUUUUGGACAAAAUAUACAUCGAAUUUGAAAACGCUUGGUGGCCGAAAUCACCGGCUAGCUUCACUAUUCUGUGGACAGAUAAAGAUAAAUCUAAAUUCUCAAGUAACGAAAAAUGGGUGACGGAAAUAUUCAGUUUCAUUUCUAUCGACAAUUAUCCGAAUAUGUUAUUGGCUUGGAUAUACGGUGAAGGUGCGAUGCAAAUGGAGAAAGUUAGCGAGGAAGAUUUUAAAAACGGCGUGAAGAAACUGUUGAAAGUAUUGUUCGGUAAACAAUUCAAAAUGAGCCCCGUGAAGUCAAUUAUGAGAUCUCAAUGGGCAUCAAAUCCGUUAGUUCGUGGUUCCUAUUCAUACAGGAGCGUUGCUAGCGAGGAAAAUGGUGGUAACGCUAUAAUUCUCAGUGAACCAUUGUAUCAUGGUGAUAAUUUCCCUGUCGUAUGUUUCGCUGGUGAAGCUACUUCCCAUUACCAACACGCUUCAGCCCACGGCGCUAUAGAAGCAGGAUUUAGAGAAGCUAUGAGAUUGGUUGAUAAGAUUAAGAAAUAA